AUGCAACCCCAAAGAAGCCCACAAGCAACGCCAUGGGACGAGCGAACGGACUCCCCAGAUCAACUCACACAAGACGAUAAGGCGGAACUCGGAAGCACACAUGAAAUCGAUCCUCAUGGUUCAGAACACGUUCGCAGAGGAUUCCUCCCGUGGUUAUGUUUGAUUCCAGCCUUGAAGGAUCCUAGGCAAUAUACCCCGGGGAUGAAGUGGGGAUUGACCUUUAUUGUCGCGAUGGGAGGACUGGUUGUUCCGCUGAGUAGCGGUGUUUUGUUCCCCUGCCUGAUAGAGAUCUCCCAGGAUAUGAAUACCUCCGUGUCGGUGGUGAACUUAUCUAUCGCUUUUGGCUCACUCUCUGUCGCUAUCACUCCCUUGUGGUGGUCAUACCUCGCAGAGCUCUAUGGUCGUCGACUGGUAUAUAUCUCAUCCUUCUUAUUGCUUGGACUUUUUAGCAUUCUGUCUGCUAUCAGCCCCAACAUCGGCAUGUUCAUCGCCAUGCGACUCCUCGGAAGUGCCUCGAGUGCAUCCCUUCAAGCCGUCAGCGCCGGUACCAUUUCCGACCUGUUCGAAGCGAAAGAACGUGGUAAGGCCAUGGGAGCCUUCAUGCUUGGUCCAAUGCUAGGACCCAUGUUUGCCCCCAUCAUCGGUGGCGCACUCACCAUGAAUUGGAGUUGGCGUAGCACCCAGUGGUUCAUGGUCAUCUAUGGCUGGGCCGUGUUCGUGGUGAUGGUAUUCUUUAUGCCGGAGACAGCUACGAACCUCGAAGAGAACCGCCGUCAAAACCGAAAUGAUGCCAGUAGCCCGGCUAAGAAAGUCGGCUACUUCCUCCUCAAGCCCAUGGAAGCUGCUAAACUCCUCCAAUACCCUCCUAUCCUUAUUACGGUUUAUUACACCAGUAUCGUCUUCGCUACAUACUACCUCAUCUGUGUCUCCAUCGAAGACACCUUCGCUCUGCCACCAUACUCCUGGAGCUCUGUUAUCGUUGGUGUGGCUUAUAUUCCCGGUGGUCUGGGCCUACUCUGUGGAGCGAUCGUUGGCGGCCGCUGGCAGGAUUAUAUCAUGGCGCGGACCGCGAAAAAGGAGGGCCGAUAUGACGAUAAGGGGGAGUUGAUCCUCCACCCGGUAGAUCGUCUAGGUGAGAACUGUCUCUUUGCGGGCAUUCUCUUCCCUGGAGCACUCUUGUGGUGGGGAUGGGCGGCUGAUAAGCAUACGUUUUGGUUGGUCCCGCUCCUCGGAAAUUUCUUCUACGGAGUUGGUGGAAUGAUUCUCACGAACGUGACCAUGACGAUGCUGACGGAAUUUACACCGAAAAACUCUACCAUCGGCGUCGCCGUGAAUAACCUCAUGCGAAACAGUCUGUCAUGUGUCAGUGCCAUCAUUGCGCAGCCGCUAUUUGAUGCAAUUGGUACGGGUUGGUCGUUCACUGCUGUUUGUUUAUUCUGUCUUCUUAGUGGUGUUCCGUUGAUCCUUCUGCGGAUCAAGCGGGAUGAAUGGAGUCGACAGAUGAAGGCCACGCUAGGGAGCGAAUAG
Messenger RNA from Penicillium griseofulvum, 1527 nucleotides. RefSeq names its product MFS transporter. The coding region runs from base 1 to 1527 and encodes 508 amino acids. The transcript has 3 exons. Gene Ontology annotation, molecular function: polyamine transmembrane transporter activity. NCBI's taxonomy places the organism in Eukaryota, Fungi, Ascomycota, Eurotiomycetes, Eurotiales, Aspergillaceae. The record is from RefSeq and is a predicted model, not a curated record. Gene Ontology annotation, biological process: transmembrane transport; intracellular polyamine homeostasis.